AUACUUUAAAUCUCCACAAAAAUCAAACCUCUAUUUCCCUUUAUCCCAAGAUAGAAGGAUCCUCAUAAUCAUGUUGGCUUCUCCCCUCACUCUUUCAAAGUUCAACCUUCCCGGAUUCAAAGGAGAUUGGCAAUGGCAGCAGCUUCAAUCACCAUGUUUUGGCGAAAAUUUGAGCAUUGGAGUUCAAUUAGGGUUCGCCGGAAUCUUGUUCCUUCGGUUUGUUCAGAAAUGUAUCAUUCAGAUAUUGGAUUAUUACGGAGGAAGAAAAACGAUCGAUCAUGCACCGGAAAACAUCUCGAUUUCCCGGAAUUUGAGUGUUUCUUACAAGGCUGGUGUAGCUUGCACCAUAUUCUUAUGGGGGAUCCACGUUUUGAUGUUCUUGGCGCUGUUGAAUGGGAUGGGAUCUCGUUGCCGUUCGGACAUCUCAGCAUUUUCCUCGGAGAUUAUGCAAGUGAUCGCUUGGGGAGUUGCGGCGGUUUCGGUUUGUGGAGUCGUUCGUAACAAGUACAUCAAGCACCCUUGGCUGCUUCGAGGAUGGUGGAUUUGCAGCUUCUUUUUAUCGAUCAUUCGUGUGGCUCUCUCUUCAAAUUUUGGAGAUGGAAAUCAAGUAAGAGUUCAGGAUUAUGCUCAACUAAUUUGCUUUGUAACCUUGAUUCUCCUGCUUGUGCUUUCGGUUUAUGGGAAGACGGGCGUGGUUUUCGUUGUUCAUAAUGAAUUGGCUGAUCCUCUUCUCCAUGGAAAUUGCUCUGAGCAUGAAGAUAAGAGGGACUCUGCUUACGAGAGGGCAACUCUUCUGCAACGGAUUACCUUCUCAUGGAUGAAUCCCCUUUUUGCUUUGGGAUACAAGAGGCCCCUCGAACAUGGUGACAUACCAGAUGUUUGUAGAAAUGACUCUGCCAAGGUUUUAGCACAUUCCUUCACGGAGAAGCUAAACUCUGUAAGGGAGAAGAAUGGGGACGCAGAACCAUCAAUCUACAAGGCAAUCAUUUUGUUUAGCAGAAAGAAAGCAGCUAUUAACGCAUGUUUGGCAGUGUUAAGUGCUGCAGCAUCAUAUGUUGGACCAUAUCUUAUUGAUGACUUUGUAAAUUUUCUUACUGAGAGGAAAGGGCGCAGUUUGUCAAGUGGAUAUCUUCUUGCACUCGCCUUUCUUACUGCGAAGGUAAUUGAGACGACUGCUCAAAGGCAAUGGAUUUUCGAGGCUCGCCGACUAGGCAUUCAACUCAGGGGUGCUUUAGUUUCUCACAUAUAUAAAAAGGGUAUGUGUCAAUCGAGUCGAUCUCGUCAAAGCCAUACCAGCGGAGAGAUCAUGAACUAUAUUAGUGUUGAUAUUGGAAGGAUGUCAGAAUUUAUCUGGUACUUAAACAUGAUAUGGAUGUUGCCAGUCCAAAUUUCAUUAGCUAUCUAUAUAUUACAUACAAAUCUGGGUUUGGGGUCAUUGGGUGCAAUGGCUGCGACUAUACUUAUCAUGUCAUGUAACAUACCUUUGACCAAAAUCCAGAAGUAUUACCAAAAGAAGAUCAUGGAAGCUAAGGACAAUAGGAUGAAAGCCACUUCAGAAGUUCUUAAAAAUAUGAAGAUACUCAAACUUCAAGCAUGGGAUCGUCAAUAUCUUGAAAAGAUAGAAAACUUAAGAAAAGUGGAGCACGAUUGGUUGUGGAAGUCGUCGAAAUUAACAGCAUUUUCAUCAUUUCUCUUUUGGGCAUCACCUACCCUGAUCUCUCUUGUAACAUUUGGACUCUGUACCAUGCUUGGUAUAGAAUUGACUGCUGGAAAAGUAAUAUCUGCAUUGGCUACUUUCCAAUUGCUACAAGACCCUAUAUUCAGUCUUCCGGACAUACUAUCUGCAUUUACACAGGGCAAAGUCUCAGCAGAUAGAGUCACUUCGUACCUCCAGGUAGAUGAAAUACAGCAGGAUGCCAUUAUUUCUGUUUCUAAAGAUCAAACAGAGUUUGAUAUCGAGAUAGAAAAUGGAAUAUUUAGUUGGGACCCAGAGUCCAUCAACCCAUCCCUUGAUCAAAUAAACUUGAAAGUGAAAAGGGGGAUGAAGGUGGCAAUUUGUGGGACUGUAGGAUCGGGGAAGUCCAGUCUGCUUUCAUGUAUUCUUGGUGAAAUGGAAAAACUUUCUGGGACAGUGAAGAUAAGUGGUACAAAGGCUUAUGUUCCUCAGUCUCCUUGGAUACUGUCAGGAAAUAUCAAGGAGAAUAUUCUUUUUGGAAAUGAGUAUGAAGGUACCAAGUAUAACAAAACUAUUGAUGCUUGUGCUUUGACCAAAGAUUUGGAGUUGUUUCCAUCCGGCGAUUUGACUGAAAUUGGAGAAAGAGGGAUAAAUAUGAGCGGGGGACAGAAGCAGCGGAUACAAAUUGCUCGUGCUGUUUAUCAGGAUGCAGAUAUUUAUCUCCUUGAUGAUCCUUUCAGUGCAGUUGAUGCUCAUACAGGAACCCAGCUUUUCAAGGACUGUAUGAUGGGUGUGCUCAAAGAGAAAACUAUAAUUUAUAUAACUCACCAAGUUGAAUUUUUACCGGCAGCAGACCUCAUUCUGGUGAUGCAAAAUGGGAAAAUUGUGGAGGUUGGAGGAUUUGAAGAACUUAUUAAACAAAAUUUUGGAUUUAAAGUUUUAGUUGGGGCACAUAAUCAAGCUCUUGAGUCAAUCCUCUCUGUUGAAAACACAAGUAGAAUAUCUCGAGUUCCAAAUCCUGAAAAGGAAUUAAAUGGAGAUUCUAUCACAAAUGUAGAUUCCCAGGACUCCCAAAUAGAACAGAAUAACUCCACACUGCAGACAACUGAAAAGGGAGGAAAACUAUUGCAAGAGGAAGAGAGAAAAAAAGGAAGCGUUGGAAUAGAAGUGUACUUGACUUACUUGACAAGCAUAAGAGGAGGACUUUUUGUCCCAAUCAUAGUCUUGGCACACACAUUGUUCCAAGCACUACAGAUAGCUAGUAAUUACUGGAUGACGUGGGCUUGUCCAACUACAAACGAGACAGAACCAAAAGUUGGGAUGAAUGUCACACUGCUUGUAUAUUUUCUACUUGCUGUUGGAAGUUCACUAGGCUUGUUACUGCGAUCAACAUUAUUAGCAGUAAUAGGACUUCAAACUGCACAGAAGUUCUUCAGAGAUAUGUUAUACAGUGUACUCCAUGCACCAAUGGCAUUCUUUGACUCAACCCCAACCGGAAGAAUUCUAAACCGGGCAUCAGGUGAUCAAAGUAUUUUAGACUUAGACAUGGCUGCAAAGCUAGGUUGGUGUCCUUUCUCAGUCAUUCGGUUGCUAGGGACAAUUGUAGUAAUGUCUCAAGUAGCGUGGGAAGUAUUCAUCAUUUUGAUACCCGUUACUGCAGCCUGCAUCUGGUACCAACAUUAUUACACACCCACAGCACGAGAAAUUGGCCGGUUAUCAGGGAUUCACCAAUCUCCAAUCAUGCACCACUUUGCAGAAUCCCUAGCUGGAGCAGCAACUAUUCGUGCCUUUAAUAAGGAAGAUCAGUUUUUCAAUACUAACCUUUGUCUUAUUGAUGACUUCUCAAAAACAUGGUUCCAUAAUAAUUCAGUUAUGGAGUGGCUUUCCUUCAGAUUGAACGUGCUAUCACAUUUUGUUUUUGCCUUUUCAUUGGCUUUGCUAGUGACUCUUCCGGAAGGAAUUAUAGACCCAAGUAAUGCUGGCUUGGCAGUAUCAUACGGGAUAAACUUAAAUUGGUUACAGGCUUUAGUUAUAUGGAGUUUAUGCAGUGCACAGAAAAAAAUCAUUUCAGUAGAAAGAAUCCUUCAGUACUCGAAGAUAAAAAGUGAAGCACCUCUUGUUAUUGAAGACAGCAGACCACCAAGCAAUUGGCCACAGGAGGGAAGUAUUACUUUCAAGAAUUUACAGAUCCGUUAUGCGAACCAUCUCCCGGAUAUCUUAAAAGACAUCACCUGCACUUUCCCAGGAAAGAAGAAAGUGGGUAUUGUAGGAAGAACGGGCAGUGGGAAAUCAACCCUCAUACAGGCAAUUUUUAGGAUAGUUGAACCUAGAGGAGGAAGAAUUAUAAUAGACAAUGUUGACAUUUGCAAGAUUGGCCUCCAUGACCUAAGAUCAAGGCUUAGCAUCAUCCCUCAAGAUCCCUCGUUGUUUGAAGGGACGGUUAGAGGAAAUCUUGACCCACUACAACAGUACUCUGACCAAGAAACUUGGGAGGCUUUAGAUAAAUGUCAAUUGGGUGAAUUGGUGCGCGGGAAGGAGAUGAAGUUGAACUCUCCAGUGGUUGAAAAUGGAGAAAAUUGGAGUGUUGGUCAACGACAACUAUUUUGUCUUGGAAGGGCAUUGCUCAAGAAAAGCAACAUUCUGGUGCUUGACGAAGCCACGGCAUCUAUCGAUUCGGGAACUGACAGCAUCAUACAAAGUAUCAUUAGGCAGGAAUUCAAAGAUCGAACAGUGGUCACUAUAGCUCAUAGAAUCCACACAGUUAUCGAUAGCGAUAUUGUUUUGGUUCUCAGUGAUGGAAGGAUUGUCGAGUUCGACUUGCCCAGAAAGUUACUAGAAAGAGAUGAUUCCUUCUUCUCCAAACUAGUGGAGGAGUACUCCUUGAGAUCCGGCCUGAAUAGUUUGGGAAAUCAGGACCAUUGAUAGAUUUGAUUGUAUCACACUGAUGAAGCAUUGAGAAAUAAGAAUCUACAGAAUUGGCGCCGUUAGCAUAUAGUUUACUUCCAAGUAUCUCUAUCAACAAGAUUGCAGCUCAAAGUUGGUUUGGAGAGACAUUAUUAUUAUAGAAUAUCAUAUCGAUAAUUUGGAAUCUUUUAAGAUGAUCAAAAUAGGCAUGUCAACGGAUAGAUUGGAGGACUGGAUUUACGAACUGGUAUCGAUAUUUGUAGUACAAAAACAUUGUCCAUGAUUCUGGAUACAUGCUUAGAUAUUUACUUUUUAUUUUGUAAGGUCGAAAGGGUUUUGUUUGUACGGACGGGAUAGAAUCAUUGAAUAAAGAAUAUUCUGUAUAAAAAGAUCAUGUACUGGACUUUUUGUUUU
Messenger RNA from Benincasa hispida (wax gourd), 4993 nucleotides. RefSeq names its product putative ABC transporter C family member 15. Gene Ontology annotation, biological process: transmembrane transport. Gene Ontology annotation, molecular function: ATP hydrolysis activity; ABC-type transporter activity; ATP binding. Gene Ontology annotation, cellular component: membrane. Lineage: Eukaryota; Viridiplantae; Streptophyta; Magnoliopsida; Cucurbitales; Cucurbitaceae. The record is from RefSeq and is a predicted model, not a curated record.